Molecule: messenger RNA, 966 nt
Organism: Pygoscelis adeliae (Adelie penguin)
Lineage: Eukaryota; Metazoa; Chordata; Aves; Sphenisciformes; Spheniscidae
Gene: SLC39A14
Product: solute carrier family 39 (zinc transporter), member 14
Exons: 7
Biological process (GO): zinc ion import across plasma membrane; intracellular zinc ion homeostasis
Cellular component (GO): membrane
Molecular function (GO): zinc ion transmembrane transporter activity
Source: RefSeq, a predicted model, not a curated record
GAGAGCAGACCCAGCUCGGCCGAAGUCUGGGGUUACGGUUUCCUCUGCGUGACCGUCAUCUCCCUCUGCUCGCUGGUGGGAGCCAGCGUGGUGCCCUUCAUGAAGAAGACCUUUUACAAGCGGCUGCUCCUCUACUUCAUAGCUCUGGCGAUUGGAACUCUCUACUCCAACGCCCUCUUCCAGCUCAUUCCCGAGGCGUUUGGAUUCAACCCUCAAGAAGCUUAUUACAUUUCCAAAUCCGCCGUGGUGUUCGGGGGCUUCUACCUCUUCUUCUUCACGGAGAAGGUCCUGAAGAUGCUCCUGAAGCAGAAGGACCAGCAUCACCACGGGCACAGCCACUACGGCCCUGAGGCUCUGCCGUCCAAGAAGGACCAGGAGGAGGGGGUCACCGAGAAGCUGCAGAAUGGGGACCUGGACCACAUGAUCCCACACAUAACCAGCGAGCUGGAGUGCAAGACCCCCUCCGGGGAUGAGAAGGUUGUGGUGGGCUCCCUCUCUGUCCAGGACCUGCAGGCCUCCCAGAGCGCCUGUUACUGGCUGAAGGAGGUGCGGUACUCCGACAUCGGCACGCUGGCGUGGAUGAUCACCCUCAGCGACGGCCUCCACAACUUCAUCGACGGGUUGGCCAUCGGGGCCUCCUUCACCGUCUCCGUCUUCCAAGGGAUCAGCACCUCCGUGGCCAUCCUCUGCGAGGAGUUCCCGCACGAGCUGGGGCCGGGAGCUGGCAGGCAGCUGCUGCGGUCAGCACUCGGCGCCAGCGGCCGUGGGGAGCCCACACUUGACCCCAUGCAAAAGCAGGCACUGAAUAUGAGCACCUCGUUCCCCGAAAUGAAUGAGGUCAGCCAGGAGGACGAGCAGAACGGCAGCGCGCUGAUCACCUUCGCCAUCCAGAACGCGGGGCUGCUGACGGGGUUCACCAUCAUGGUGCUGCUCACCAUGUACUCUGGCCAGAUCCAGAUAGGGUAG